Moneuplotes crassus is the source of this 1100-nucleotide messenger RNA. The record is from the annotation of a GenBank genome assembly. Lineage: Eukaryota; Ciliophora; Spirotrichea; Euplotida; Euplotidae.
CCCAAAUGGAAACAUCCAAACCAAAGAUGAUCUACAGGAAGCUCGGCAAUACCGGGCUUGAUGUAUCCGUCCUUUCUUACGGAACUUGGAUCACAGCUCAUGACCUCAAGAACGAGAGGGCCAUUAUUGACUGUAUGAAGAGAGCUUACGAACUAGGCGUUAACUUCUUUGAUACUGCUGAGAUCUACAAUGCAGGAAAUGCUGAGAUUAUUAUGGGAAAAGGACUCAAAGAAAUCGGAGCACCAAGAGAAGAUAUUGUAGUUACUACUAAGCUCUGGAAAUGUGAAGAAGGAGUCAAUGACAAGAUGCUUAGCAGAAAGCAUCUUUGUGAAGCCAUCAAGAACUCUUUGAAAAGACUCCAACUCGAUUAUGUGGAUGUCGUUUUCUGUCACAGACCAGAUUCUCACACUCCUAUUAAAGAGACUGUUAGAGCUAUGGAUUGGAUUGUAGAAGAAGGAUACGCCUUCUACUGGGCUACUUCAAUGUGGAACGCUGCUGAAAUCGCUGAAGCCAUGGAGAUCUGUGAAAAAGAGGAUCUGAACAAGCCAAUCGCUGAUCAAGUUCACUACAAUGCUCUUUUCAGAGAACUUCACGAGAAGAACCUUAGACACUCAUAUGAAAAAUACAAAUAUGGAACAACCAUCUGGUCUCCUCUUGCCAUGGGUCUCUUGACUGGAAAAUACAAUAGCGGAGAUUUCCCAGAAGGCACAAGAUUCCAUCCAGAUACUGAUGGUAGCCAUUUCGGGUAUGGAUAUUUUGGAAAAGACGGUAAAGAUAAGGAUGCUGUUAUUGAGAAAAUGAAUAAGUUCUCGAAGAUCGCCGAAGAGGUAGGAUGCACACCUGCCCAACUUGGACUCGCCUGGACACUAGUUAAUAGAGAUGUAUCCACCUGCAUCUUUGGAGCUACAAAGGUCAGCCAAGUAGAAGACAACAUAGGUGCAUUAGAAGUAGCAAGCAAGUGGACUGAAGAACUAGAGGAGAAGAUUGAAGAAGUACUUGGAAACGAGCCAGAACCAGAAGUUGACUACAACACCUUCACUCCAAAGAGACCAAGAAGAAGAGUCGCUUUGGAUUGUGAUAUGCCAAGCCUUAAGGAGUAA